Magallana angulata is the source of this 2096-nucleotide messenger RNA. RefSeq lists its product as uncharacterized. The transcript has 6 exons. Lineage: Eukaryota; Metazoa; Mollusca; Bivalvia; Ostreida; Ostreidae. The record is from RefSeq and is a predicted model, not a curated record. The coding region runs from base 216 to 1442 and encodes 408 amino acids.
UUGGAAUAACUUUGGCCUGUCAGAUAUUGGAUGAUGAAUUUUUAAGCACUAUAUAACCCCGACGUAAUUUCCUCUUUUGUUUAGUAUAAUUCUGUCGCUUUUUGGUGCUCCAUUUUUUUUUAUAGUGCAAAGGGAUACAACUUGUCAGUUUUUAACCACCGGAAUCGGACAUAACAGCCGAGCAGUGUGAUUCACUUGCCUCACUUGGAACCAAUAUGCCUCCAGGGGGAGGAGAUGAUAUAAACCUGUUGGAAAUCCCCAGAAACGAGAUGCAGAGUGAAGAAGAGUUAGAAAACGAGAGACAGAGAGAGGUCAGAGUGCUCCAAGAGAGAAUAAACAAGGGAGGGAGACCUCUAAAUGUGGCCCUUAUAGGCCCGUCAGGCAGCGGGAAAUCCUCCUUCUGUAAUUCAAUCAUGGCAGCCUUUAGUGUUGGGGGUUGGAGAGAGCGGGCUACCACUGGGCACUAUGGUGGGCACGGGGAGCAGGUUACACACCAUCUACUCAGCUUUCCAAAGAUUGAGUACUUGGACUUUGAUGCUCUCUACGACUACAACUACCCGACGCUGAUUGACAUGAACGGAUUUGAGGACAGUUGUGAUACGCUGGCACAGGAACUGCUACGGAUCGUGUUUUUCGGACGAUUGCCAAAUGAAGAGAAACUCAUGGAUGCUGUGAAAUUAUACAAUUCUAGAGGAUUGGAUGGUUUAAAGGAGAAAUAUUCCCAGAACAAUGAAGACCUGAAGGUAGACAGAAUAAUAUUUAUAGCCUCAGCUAAUAAUUCUCCCCUCCCAACUCGCCUAAUGGAGGCGGUAAGAAACACUGCUCGAAAAGAAAACAGGGUUAUUCCGAUUUUUGGAGUCCUGACUCAUAAGGAUGAAAUUAGCAGAGAUGAUUCAGAUUACAUAAGAUUGGAACAGGAGUUCAGAGAAGGGCUGGGGAUUCCUGAGAACCGCUUCCUGCUCUGUACGACAUACUGUGAUGCGUACGACAAGCAUCAUGGGAGAAGUCGCCUGGAUCAGAGGCAUCCAGCUCUGGACAUUCCCAUUCUAAAGUUCAUGCGACAGGUCUGUGACCCAGCCAUUAGGGUCAUCCAAGACAAACAAACCUACACUGGUGAAGAGCCACCCCAGGAGCCAGAUACCACCACCCCAAAGAACCCAACCCCAGAUCCAAACCCCCAGCCCGUCCCACCAUUGCCGGACAACCAGAGACUUGGAAGGAUGUGGGCCAAGGGAGCAAUCAUUGCCGUGAUCUUCUUCCUCCUCCUCCCCCUGAUUUCCUAUGAGAGGGAGAUACAGAUUAUCUGUGCCAGACAUGGUACGGGGGUCAGCUCAUACUGUGGGGACCAGUCCAUGGUGGGGAAGAUGUUUGCUAGUUUUGUGUUUGCUGCAUUUCUUGUUGUGCUGGACAUUGCAUUUGAUAGAUAUAAUCAGUUUUUUUGAGAGGAGGAAUUUUGAAAUGGAAAAUGGCAAUAGGUGAUUUUGGACUUUGUACAGUAAUGUUUAGAUAUUAAGACUGCAAAUAAUCUUUUUAUUAAUUCUGGAAUUAAAAUUUUACCAAUUACAUAUACCAGUAUUUUUUUUUUAAAAAGAAGACAGUAUUCAAUCUAUUAUUCAAUUAACAAUUAAAGAGGAAUAACUCUAGUUUGGUUUUGAUGAAGUUUCUGUAUCAUGCGAAAUGUGCCAAAUUCAUUAUUAAGAAUAAUUGAUUCACAUUUUAACAAAUAUAUUACAUUGUAUCAAUUGUUACUUUUAAUCUUAAAUUUUCAUUGAUUCUUUUAUGCUUUAGUAAGCAAUGUCAAUAAUUAAAAAAAAAAAUUAUAUUUAGAAAACUCAAGCUUUUGUGAUGUGUUGAAAUAAUCGUGGUGCAAUAAGGUUUCAAUAAAAAAAAGUGCUUUUUUGUCUUCAUAUUUGAGCUUUGUAAAUAAAUGAAGGCCAACAUUACAAUUUUUUUUGUUUUAACUUAACACACAAUUCAAUUUUUAAGUUCCUUGGGUUUUUCCCUCGAAUUUUUUUUACCCCAAAACCUGAUUGCAAAUCCUAAUUACAGAUGAAGCAAGUUUGAAGAAAAAAGCCAUUAACCAAAGCCUGUUAAAA